AUGGAUGGGCAUGAAUCCGGCGGCAGCAUACCCUUUGUACCCUCGUCAAUUCACGCCUCUACCCUUAUAGCUGGAGAUUCCUAUGCACAUUACUCCCCAUGUCCACCGGCCAUAACCCCAUCCACAUCCUUAACAUCCUCAAAUGGCUCAAAUGAACCAACCCCAUGCGUCCUUGGUGUUGACGAAGCUGGGAGGGGCCCCGUUCUGGGUCCAAUGGUUUACAGCGCAUUCUACCUUCCCCUACCACUCCACCACUCCCUCCUAGCGGAAGAGUAUCACUUCGAUGAUAGCAAAGUCCUAACUCCUGCAGUCCGAUCAAGCCUUAUGCGCCAGCUCUCUACGCCUGACAAUUCUCUAAGCUCAUCAUGCGGCUGGGGGGUGAAGGUGAUGUCUGCUCGAGACAUAGCUGCGGGAAUGCUUCGACCGGGCACAAGAAAUUAUAAUCUGAACGCACAAGCCAUGGAUGCGACAACAGAGCUCAUCCGCUGCAUUGUCCAGGAGAGGGGAAUUAAUGUGAAAGAGGUUUAUAUCGAUACUAUCGGGAAUCCAGAAGCAUACCAGAGGAAACUGGAACAGAUAUUCCCUUCUCUGAAGAUUACGGUGGCCAAAAAGGCAGAUUCGCUUUAUCCCUCUGUCAGUGCAGCAAGCGUCUGUGCAAAAGUUACGAGAGACGUGGCGUUGGAGAUAUGUUAUAGGUCUAUGAUGGAGCAUUGCAAUGCUAUGGAGCCAGAGAGUAGCGGUGAAGGCUGGGGUAGCGGCUAUCCUUCCGACUCUAAAUGUGUUGGGUGGCUCAAAAAUGAUAUGGACAAACUAUUCGGAUGGGGGCACGAAUGUCGGUUUAGCUGGGGGACUGCGAGGGAACUACUGGAAUCGAAAACAAGUAUCAAAGUGGACUGGCCUGUUGAGGAAGAUGACGAGACGCAACGGUUAACUGAUUUCUUCUCGUUUUCGGUAACUGGUACCAAUAAUGAGGAAAAUGACGAAUUACGAGAUUGGUACGGCCAGAAGCCUCAGGAAAUAUUUUGA
Molecule: messenger RNA, 1026 nt
Organism: Histoplasma capsulatum G186AR
Lineage: Eukaryota; Fungi; Ascomycota; Eurotiomycetes; Onygenales; Ajellomycetaceae
Product: ribonuclease HI large subunit
Exons: 1
Coding region: 1-1026 (341 amino acids)
Biological process (GO): DNA replication, removal of RNA primer; mismatch repair
Cellular component (GO): ribonuclease H2 complex
Molecular function (GO): RNA-DNA hybrid ribonuclease activity; RNA binding
Source: RefSeq, a predicted model, not a curated record